UCCUAAAAUUUGUAUAUUUUGAUUUCUUCUGAAAAUCUUUGAAAAAUCUUCUAAAUUUUUAUCAUUUGUUUUCUUCUGUAAAUCUUUCUGUUUUUGUUUCUCAUACCUUCAAUGGAAUCCGUUCAUGGUCUCAAACAGUCCACUAAAAAUCAACGAAUUCUUGUUUCUCCUGGUUCUGAUUCGUCUUGGGAAGGUUACGACGAAGUUAGAUCCAAACAUCGUAACGAUCCAACAGUGAUGAAUAAGCUACGUGAGAAAUUGAAGUCGAAAGCUACAGUUAAACAUGCACCCAAAGAAAUAGACAACAAGAUUGAAGGGGUUACAACACGCCCUAAUCUCCCAAAGGAAAUGAAAUACGUCAUCAAGAAGAUCCCGUCCCACCCAUUGAGAUUCGGAACGGCAUAUAGGGCUAAUUUUCUUGAUGAUUUUGAAUCAUCAAUAGGUGGAGAUAUUGUUGUCAGAAGGCUAUGGAUGGUUAUGUUAGCGAUAACGACAAUAAAAAAAAAAUUAGGAGAGACAUCUCUCCAAACCAAGGAGAACUGAUUGAUGUCGAGUAGUUUU
Molecule: messenger RNA, 561 nt
Organism: Solanum dulcamara
Lineage: Eukaryota; Viridiplantae; Streptophyta; Magnoliopsida; Solanales; Solanaceae
Exons: 2
Coding region: 112-543 (143 amino acids)
Source: RefSeq, a predicted model, not a curated record